CGGUGUGUGCGGCUGCUGCCGGGGCUGUAGUAAGAAGCGGGGAGGGGUGCGGAUGUAAACACCGGACAAUGGCUAAUGCCUCAGUUGUUAAAAGAAGUAGGCCCAGGAUUCCAAUCAUAAAACUAUGUUUGGACUGAAUAGAACACCCUUUAGACACUGAUACAACAGCAAUCUAGCAAUGGAACAAAGAAAAAAUGACAGUUUUGUCCCAAGUAUCACACAGUUGGAACACUUUUUGACAGAACACGACUCCAAUGUUGUUUGGCUAUUAGUUGCUACAAUCUUGUCUUGUGGAUGGAUUAUCUAUCUAACUUAUUAUAAUUCCCGAAAUGUUGGACUUAUUUUAACAUUGGUUCUGAACAGAUUAUAUAAACAUGGCUACAUCCAUAUUGGUUCCUUUUCAUUCUCUGUCCUGUCCGGAAAAGUCAUGGUUCGUGAAAUCUAUUACAUUACAGAAGACAUGUCAAUCAGAAUCCAAGAUGGAUUUAUUAUAUUUCGCUGGUGGAAAAUGUACAAUCCAAAGCAGAAACAACAUGAUCCAAAAGCAGAAACUAGACUGUAUAUCAUGGUAAAUGACUUUGAAUUUCAUGUCUACAACCGCUCUGCCCUUUAUGGACAACUUCAGGAAUUAUUUGGUCUGGAUCCAACAAUAAUUCCGCCAAGGAAGGAGGAUGAAAAAGCACAAGAAAAUGGAAGAGACACAACGCACUCCAAUCUUGAAAGUGUUAAAGUAAAAACAGAAUCUCAAGACCCUUCCUCUUCAUGGAGAUCUCUUAUUCCUGUAAUCAAAGUCAAUGUUAGCACGGGUCGCUUGGCAUUUGGGAAUCAUUAUCAGCCACAAACACUCUGCAUUAACUUUGAUGAUGCUUUCUUAACAUAUACCACGAAACCACCUUCAAGUCACCUUGACCAUUUUAUGCACAUUUUGAAGGGAAAACUGGAAAAUGUCAGAGUCAUGUUAGUUCCCAGUCCAAGAUACGUUGGUCUUCAAACUGACGAGCCACCAAGGUUAAUGGGAGAAGGCUUUGUUGUAAUGCAGUCUAAUGAUGUUGACAUCUACUAUUACAUGGAUGAACCAGGUCUUGUACCAGAGGAGACAGAGGAAAAUAAUGAUGGAGAAACAAGCGAUGAAGACAGUAAACUGCAAGACCUGCCUCCAUGUUGGGGAUUAGACAUUGUAUGUGGGAAAGGAACAGAUUUCAACUAUGGACCGUGGGCUGACAGGCAAAGGGACUGUUUGUGGAAAUUUUUUUUCCCACCAGAUUACCAGGUUAUGAAAGUCUCAGAAAUUGCACAACCUGGCAAGCCAAGACAGAUCCUUGCUUUUGAGUUGCGGAUGAAUAUCAUUGCAGAUGCCACUAUUGACUUGCUCUUUACCAAAAACAGGGAAACCAAUGCUGUACAUGUAAACGUUGGAGCAGGCUCGUAUUUGGAAAUAAAUAUUCCCAUGACAGUCAGUGAAAAUGGCUACUCCCCUGCAAUUAAAGGACAGCUUUUACACGUUGAUGCCACCAGCAGUAUGCAGUACCGAACUCUUCUAGAAGCAGAAAUGUUAGCUUUUCAUAUUAAUGCCAACUAUCCCCGGAUAUGGAACAUGCCACAGACAUGGCAGUGUGAAGUUGAGGUUUAUAAAGCAACCUAUCACUUUAUCUUUGCUCAAAAAAACUUCUUUGCAGAUUUGAUUCAAGACUGGUCCAGUGAUAGUGCUCCUGAUAUUUUCUCAUUUGUUCCCUAUAUAUGGAAUUUUAAAGUAAUGUUUCAUCAAUUUGAAAUGAUUUGGGCAGCAAAUCAACACAACUGGAUUGACUGUUCCACCAAACAGCAGGAAAACGUUUAUCUGGCAGCCUGUGGGGAAACUUUAAACAUUAUUUUCUCUCUGCCUUUCACUGACUUCGUUCCAACCACAUGCAAUACUAGGUUCUCUUUAAGGGGAGAAGAUGUCGAUCUUCAUUUAUUUCUACCAGAUUGCCAUCCUAGUAAAUAUUCUCUCUUUAUGUUGGUGAAAGAUUGUCAUCCUAAUAAAAUAAGUCCUGAAUCCUGUAUUUCGGCUGAAUGUCAAAGUGGUCAAAAAACAGGCAAGCCCAAGUGGAGGAAUAUUACUCAAGAAGAGGCUGGAUGGGUUGAAUGCUGGACUCUACCAAGUGUUACAUUCACAAUUGACUACACUUGGCAUCCAAUUUAUCCACAGAAGGCAGAUGAACAGUUGAAGCAAUCAUUGUCAGAAAUGGAAGAAACUAUGUUAUCUGUACUAAGGCCAUCACAGAAGACAGCCAAUAGAAUCAUUUCCUCUCCCACAGACUCAACUCGCCUUCCUAUUGAUCCCUCAGAACUUCCACCUGAUAAGCUACAUGUGGAACUAGAAGUCUCUCCGGAUUCUCAGAUAACCCUGUAUGGACCUCUACUAAAUGCCUUUCUGUUUAUAAAGGAAAAUUACUUUGGAGAAGAUGACAUGUACACAGAUUUUGAAGAAGUCAUUUCAAGCCCUGUCCUAUCAAUGUCAACAUCUUCAAGCUCUGGGUGGACAGCAGUUGGAUUGGAGAAUGACAAAAAGGGAACUGAGAGUUCAGCCAAACCAGUUCAUCCCCUAACCUUGCGCCCUUGGGACAUUACUGUACUCGUUAAUGUGUACAAAGUGCAUGGACGGCUACCAGUGCACGGCAGCACGGAUGGUCCUGAAUGCCCUACUGCUUUCUUGGAAAGAUUGUGUUUUGAGAUGAAAAAAGGAUUUAGGGAGACCAUGCUUCAACUUGUACUAUCCCCACUGAAUUUAUUCUUGAAUGACAGCUAUCAGCAACGACCCUCUGUGGAUGAACUACUUAGAGAGGGCCAUAUCAGCCUGUCAGGUCUGCAGCUACGAGCUCAUGCUAUGUUUUCAGCAGAAGGUCUGCCUGUGGGAAGUGAUACUUUAGAAUAUGCAUGGCUGAUCGAUGUGCAGGCUGGCUGCCUUACAGCUAAGGUUACAGCACCACAGCUUGCAUGUCUGCUGGAAUGGGGACAGAUGUUUGUGUUUCAUGUAAUGUGUCGAGAGUUUGAACUGGAAAGGCCAAAAUCUGUAAUAAUGUGUCAGCAUGGAAUUGAUCGUCGGUUUUGUGAAUCUAAGAUGAACUGUGUUCCUGGGCCAUGUCCAACAUCUGAUGAUUUAAAGUACACUAUGACACGCCUUGCAGUAGACGGAGCAGAUCUGUAUAUUGUAGAGCAUGGCUGUGCCACCAAUAUAAAGAUGGGUGCUGUACGUAUUGCAAACUGUAACCUCCACAACCAGUUUGUUGGAGAGGGUAUAAGUGCUGCUAUCCAAGACUUUCAGCUGAGACAGUAUGUUGAGCAGGUGAAUAACUGCAGAGUUGGUCUUCAACCUGCAAUACUGCGGAGGGCGUACUGGCUGGAAGCUGGGUCUGUCAAUUUGGGACUCAUCACUGCUGAUAUUGCUUUAGCUGGGGAUCAUCAUUCUAAACAUGAAGUGCAGAGACAUUUCUUAGAAACACAUGAUAACAGAAUUAAGAGGUUGUGGUUUUUGUGGCCAGAUGAUAAUGUGAAGAACAAGAGAAGCAAGAACAAGUGUGGCUGUCUUGGUGGCUGCCGAUUCUUUGGUGGCACAGUAACAGGACUAGACUUCUUCAAGCUUGAAGAGAUGACGCCUUCAAGCAGCUCUGCCUUUUCAAGUACAAGUGCAGAAUCUGAUAUGUUUUAUGGACAGUCUUUAUUGCAGCCAGGAGAAUGGAUUAUUACCAAGGAGAUUCCCAAAAUUAUAGAUAGUAAGACAAAUGGUGUAAAAAGAAAAGAUUGGGAUUGCAGAUCUGUGGGUAUAGAAAUAGAGAGAAAGGCCCAGCACCUGAGUCUGCAAGUACCAUUGCGAUCCCAUAGCUCCUCAUCAUCUUCAGAGGAAAAUAGCAGUUCCAGUGCUGCACUUCCCUUGCUUGCAGGUGAGAAGGAAAGCCCUUCUUCUACUACUGAAGAUCACAUGGGACAAAAGGAGUUCGUGUCUGGUGCAAAAAGAGAGGAUGGUCAUGGAAGUACUCCAGCAGAAGUUUCAGGAAGCAGUCCUGUGUCUCCUAACAACCAGGAAAGGUCUGUAGGACAGUCUCCCCUCAGGUCUCCUUUGAAACGGCAAGCAUCUGUGUGUUCUACCCGACUUGGGAGCACCAAGAGUCUUACUGCAGCAUUCUAUGGUGACAAGCAGCCUGUUCCAGUUGGUGUUCAGUUCAGUAGUGAUGUCUCUCGCAGUGAUGAGAAUGUCUUGGACUCUCCAAAGCAGAGGAGAAGCUUUGGUUCUUUUCCAUACACGCCAUCUGCAGAUUCAAAUUCAUUUCACCAGUAUCGCUCAAUGGACUCUAGCAUGUCGAUGGCUGAUAGUGAAGCCUAUUUUUCAGCAGCUGAAGAGUUUGAGCCAAUAAGCAGUGAUGAAGGUCCAGGAACCUAUCCAGGGAGGAAAAAGAGAAAAAAGCAAGCCCAGCAAAUUGAGUAUAGUAGAGGGUCAAUCUAUCACAGUGUAGAAGGACCUCUAACUAGUACAGUCCAUGGAGAAGCCAGUCAAGAUCCAAAGACUUUGCCAAUCAAGACUCAUGCUUCACAGGCUUCAUUUGUUUCAGCAGUGGGAGGAGAAGAUGAGCUUGUUGAGCACAUGUAUAUCAUGGAAGCUGAGAAGGCUGUAGAAAGUGAUCAAAUAACUUCCCAACAACCUAUAAUGACCUGCUACCAAAGUUACCUUACCCAGUUUCAGGUGGUCAACUGGUCAGUAAAGCAUCCAACAAACAAAAGAACCUCAAAAUCUUCCUUACAUCGGCCUUUAGACCUUGAUACCCCAACUAGUGAGGAAAGCUCCUCGUCUUUUGAGCAUUUUUCUGUUCCAACUUUUAAGAUUGUUAAACAGGGUCUCACAGCUAAUGCUUUGCUGGACAGAGGCAUGCAGCUUACAGGAUCAACAUCCAAUACACCCUAUACUCCUUUGGAAAAGAAAACAAUGGAUAAUACAGAUGAUGAAACAAUCACAGAGGAAUGGACCCUGGAUCAUCCGGUCUCCCAGACUAGAACAACAGCAAUAGUGGAAGUAAAAGGAACUGUAGAUGUUGUUCUUACUCCUCUGGUAGCAGAAGCUUUAGACAGGUAUAUAGAAGCAAUGGUACAUUGUGCUAGCACUCAACACCCAGCAGCAAUUGUGGAUGAUCUACAUUAUAAGGUCCUCAGAGAAGCUGUACAGAACAGCAAAACAACCUUUUCAGAGAAUUUAUCUUCCAAACAGGAUGUUAGAGGAACAAAAACAGAGAACCCUGCUACAGGAACAACAAACCAAGGCCAGGCACAGACUAAUCUUUCACUUAAGCAAGAUAAUGUGAAAAUUAAAGGUCUUCAGGCCAAUGUUACCAUACCCAAGGUAAACUUGUGUUUAUUGCAAGCAUCGGUUGAAGAAACCUCAGGCAUUGCUUCUGGCAAAACUGUGACUCAUGUUUCCUUAGUAGCUUUGUGUUUUGAUAGAAUUGCUACACAAGUUCGUAUGAACAGGGGUGUGAUUGAAGAGACUUCAAACAAUGCAGAUACUGGGAGGAAUUCAGUAACAUUUGAUCGGUACAUCCAUGCCAGUAAAAUGCAGCCUCAGUCUUCUGGCUCACUGAGAUCAAAUGCUGGAGCAGAAAAAGGAAAAGAAAUUGCUGCCAAACUGAACAUUCAUCGUGUUCAUGGACAGCUUAGAGGCCUUGAUGCAACAGACAUUGGGACUUGUGCAAUAACAGCGAUUCCUUUUGAGAAGUCAAAAGUUCUUUUUACUUUGGAAGAGUUGGAUGAGUUUACUUUUGUAGAUGAAACUGAUCAGCAAGCUGUUCCAGAUGUAACUCGAAUAGGUCCCAGCCAAGAGAGGUGGGGCUGGAUAAUGUUUGAAUGUGGAAUUGAAAAUUUAACAAUAAAAGGUGGAAGACAAUCUGGAGCUGUUUUAUAUAGUACUUUUGGAGUCAUGGGUAAAUCUAAUGCCACGGAGAGGGGUGGAUUGCUUGCAUCCAACAAUUCUUCAGAUUCUCCAACUGGUAGUGGUUAUAAUACUGAUGUGUCUGAUGAUAAUCUUCCUUGUGAUAGAAGUCCCUCUUCGGACAUAAAUGGAAAUUCAGUUUCCGAUGAACAGGAUGAAGGAGUUGAAUCUGAUGAUCUGAAAAAAGAUCUUCCUCUAAUGCCUCCCCCACCUGACUCCUGCAGCAUGAAGCUGACAAUCAAAGAAAUUUGGUUUAGUUUUGCAGCUCCCACUAAUGUGCGCUCUCCUGCCCAUAAAUUUUCAAGGCAACUGAACCUACUGAGCACUGCAACUCCUGCUGUUGGUGCAUGGCUUGUUCCCAUUGAUCAACUGAAGUCUUCAUUAAACAGAUUAGAAACUGAAGGAACUCUAAGGAUUUGUGCUGUCAUGGGCUGCAUAAUGACAGAGGCAUUAGAGAAUAAAAGUAUGCACUUCCCUUUGAGAAGCAAAUACAACAGACUGACUAAAGUGGCUCGUUUCCUACAAGAAAAUCCUUCCUGUUUGCUGUGUAAUAUACUGCAUCACUACCUUCAUCAGGCAAAUUAUUCCAUCAUUGAGGAUGCUACCAUGAGUGAUGGUCUUCCUGCAUUAGUGACUUUAAAGAAAGGUCUAGUUGCACUUGCUAGGCAGUGGAUGAAAUUCAUUGUUGUGACACCAGCUUUCAAAGGAGUUAGCUUACACAGACCAGCUCAACCGUUGAAACCACAGACAACUGCACACCAUGAGCAUGAGGAUGGAGUUGGAUUAGACAAUGGCGGUGGCCUUCAGAGUGACACAAGUGCUGAUGGAGCAGAGUUUGAGUUUGAUGCAGCUACAGUCAGUGAACACACAAUGCUCCUAGAAGGAACAGCUAAUCGUCCUCCACCUGCUGGAGUUUCUUCUGGGCCUGUAACUGGGGCUGAGAUCAUGAGGAAAUUAUCCAAGACCCAUACUCAUAGUGAUUCUGCUCUGAAAAUAAAGGGUAUACAUCCUUACCAAUCCUUGAGCUAUACUAGUGGGGACACAGCCACGGAUUCACCAGUGCAUGUUGGCCGUUCUGGAAUGCCAGUCAAGGAAAGUCCGAGAAAGGAGAGCCUACUCAGCUACCUUACUGGAAGUUUUCCUAGUUUGCAUAAUCUUCUUGAAGGGACUCCUCAAAGAAGUACUACAGCAGUUAAAAGUAGUUCUUUAACAAGAACAGGAAAUGCUGUGGCCACCGACAUGUUAUCUGAACAUCCUUUGUUGUCUGAACCAUCAUCUGUGAGUUUCUAUAACUGGAUGUCAAAUGCUGUUGGCAACAGAGGAGGUGUAGUGCAAGAGUCUCCCAACACCAAAUCUGGACACAAUAGCCUUCCAACAGGUGUUGCACCCAAUCUUCCUACAAUACCCUCUGCUUCCGACUUCAAUACAGUUCUGUCUAGUGACCAGAACACUUUGGAUGGGACACAUUCUCAGCAUAGCACCAGUCAGGAUGACAUUGCAGGUGUAGAAGAGGGUAACCAGGGAUUUCCUGCUGUUCAACUUGCAGAUGCGCAGGUUGUUUUCAAACCUCUUCUGAGCCAUACAGGAAUUCAGUCUCAAGAUGCAGUGCCACUAUGCUAUAGAAUGUAUUUCGGAGAGUAUCUUUCAUUCUCAGGGACUUUGGACUGUCUCAGGGCAGACAUUGUUGAUUCAGAUACAACAAAAGAGAGAAAAAGCAAGAGAGCACGAAGGCAAGGAGCCGUCAAUCUUCCCCCACUUGAAUUCAAACCGGCAUUGAUGUUGGAAACUUUUAGCAUUAGUGCUGUUGUAAUGGAGAAGUCAAUGUGUACACCCCAAAACUCCACCAAUGCCCUUUCUUUUCAUGACCUGAACAAGCGUUACUAUAAUACUUUUCACUGUAAUUUUACAAUUUCCUGCCAGUCCAUAAGCCAGCACGUAGAUAUGGCACUGGUUCGGCUUAUUCAUCAAUUCAGUACAAUGAUAGACGAUAUUAAAGCCACACAGACGGACAUCAAACUUAGCAGAUACACUGCUGGGUCAGCCUCUCCAACACCUACCUUUAAAACCCGUAAACAUAGAGACUUUCGCUCUUCUGACUUUAGCCGCAGCUCCCGAGGAAGCAUCAAUGGAGGCAGCAGAGUAAACAAUGCAAAGAACAAAAGAACCAAUAAUGAGAACAAUAAAAAAGAAUCUCGAAACAAGAAUUCUCUGGGGAGAUCAGAAAGAAGAACUUCUAAAGUAUCCAGGAAGGGUUCAAAGGAUGUAGUUGAUCACAUGACCAUCCAUAUGGAUGAUUCAGAUUCCAUUACAGUGUCAGAACAGAGUGAGCCAUCUGCAGAGUGCUGGCAAAAUAUGUAUAAACUGCUGAAUUUUUAUUCACUUAUCUCUGAUCCAACAGGGAUUUUAGAAAAAUCGUCUGAAACUUUUGGGCCAACAGGUGUUCGGAGUCCUACUGAACCUGCAUGUAGAGUUGUGUUUGAGAAUGAACAGGACAAUAGCAGCUUGAGCAAGACACAGAGGAAACGCAGUCUGGUUACUUCCGAACCUCAGCACGUGACUCUAAUAGUCUUUGGGAUAGGCAUGGUGAAUCGCACACACCUUGAAGCAGAUAUUGGUGGACUAACAAUGGAAUCGGAGCUGAAGAGGAUUCAUGGAAGUUUCACACUAAAAGAAAAAAUGAAAGAUGUUCUGCACCAAAAGAUGACUGAGACUUGUGCCACUGCUCAUAUAGGUGGUGUUAACAUUGUUCUGCUGGAGGGAAUUACACCAAAUAUCCAACUGGAGGAUUUUCCUACAUCUCCAACAAGCACAGCCAAACAAGAGUUUCUAACUGUAGUCAAAUGCAGUAUUGCCAAAUCACAGGCUCUUUAUAGUGCCCAAAGAGGAUUGAAAACAAAUAAUGCUGCAGUGUUGAAAGUGGGAGCUAUCAGCAUCAACAUUCCUCAACACCCUGCCACUCUACACAGCAUGAUGGUGCGCAGUUCUCACCAGCUUUCCAAACAGAUUUCAGACCUCAUCAGACAACCAUCAACAGCACCACAGCCUGCAAAAGAAGAUGUUGCAACUCCAUUGCCCUCUGAAAAGACACCAACAAGUGUUAAUCAGACUCCAGUUGAAACCAAUGAAUUUCCACAACUGCCAGAAGGCUUAGAGAAGAAGCCCAUAGUUCUUAAGUUCAGUGCCAUGAUAGAUGGUAUAGCUAUUGGAGCAGCACUCUUGCCAUCUCUAAAAGCAGAAUAUAAGAUGGGAAGAAUGAGAAGUCAUGGAAUGACAGGUGCUCAAACAAGGUUUACAUUUGAACUUCCAAAUCACAGAUUGCGGUUUACAUCAAAAGUUUCUGCCACUGAUAUGUCUACCAUUCCUCCUUCAGCAAGUCUUAAUCUUCCUCCUGUCACUAUGUCAGGCAAAUAUGUCAUGGAGGAACAUGACACCUACUCAGAUCAAAUAUGGAGUAUAGAUGAGCUACCAACUAAACAGGGCUAUUAUGUACAAGGGAACUAUUUACGUUGCGUGGCUGAGGUUGGUUCCUUUGAACAUAAUCUCACAACUGACCUUCUAAAUCAUUUAGUGUUUGUACAAAAAGUGUUCAUGAAGGAAGUCAACGAAGUCAUACAGAAGGUGUCAGGAGGGGAGCAGCCAAUUCCUCUUUGGAAUGAACAUGAUGGCACAACAGAUGGAGAGAAGCCUAAAAUUCUCCUGUACUCUUUGAGCCUACAAUUUAAGGGAAUUCAAGUGACAGCCACAACUCCAUCAAUGAGGGCCGUGAGAUUUGAAACUGGAUUGAUAGAACUUGAGCUCUCAAACCGAAUACAAACCAAAGCAAUGCCUGGAAGUACCAGCUACCUUAAACUGUUUGGUAAAUGCCAAGUGGAUCUGAAUCUGGCAUUGGGACAAAUUGUUAAACAUCAGGUAUAUGAAGAAGCAGGUUCUGACUUCCAUCAAGUUGCUUAUUUUAAGACAAGAAUUGGAUUAAGAAAUGCUCUCCGAGAAGAAAUCAGUGGUUCAUCAGAUAGAGAGGCUGUGCUUAUUACUUUGAACAGGCCAAUUGUCUUUGCUCAGCCUGUGGCGUUUGACAGAGCUGUGCUGUUUUGGCUGAAUUACAAGGCUGCUUAUGACAACUGGAAUGAACAGAGACUGGCUUUACAUAAGGAUAUUCACAUGGCUACAAAAGAAGUGGUAGACAUGUUACCUGGAAUCCAGCAAACAUCUGCCCAGGCUUUUGGGACACUUUUUCUUCAGCUAACUGUUAAUGAUUUGGGAAUUUGUCUACCCAUCACAAAUGCACCCCAGUCUAACCACACAGCAGAUCUUGACACUGGCUCUGCUUUAGUCCUGACCAUUGAAAGCACAUUAAUCACUGCCUGCUCUUCAGAGUCUCUGGUUAGCAAAGGACAUUUUAAAAAUUUCUGUAUCCGUUUUGCUGAUGGUUUUGAGACGAGUUGGGAUGACUGGAAACCAGAAAUACGAGGGGAUCUAGUCAUGAAUGCCUGUGUAGUACCAGAUGGCACCUAUGAAGUCUGUUCAAGGACAGCAGGACAGGCUGCUGCAGAAAGCAAUAGUGCUGGAACCUGGACUCUCAAUGUGUUAUGGAAGAUGUGCGGUAUUGAUGUCCACAUGGAUCCUAACAUUGGGAAAAGAUUAAAUGCUUUGGGCAAUACCCUCACAACACUGACAGGAGAAGAAGAUGUUGAUGACAUUGCUGACCUCAAUUCUGUAAACAUAGCUGACCUAUCGGAUGAGGACGAAGUUGAUACCAUGUCUCCCACUAUACAUGCAAAAUCAGAUGGAGUUUCAUUAUGUGGAGAUGCACACAAGUUAACAUUUGGGCAGCGGAUUGUAAAUCACCUGUUGGGUUUGAGCCCCCAAAACCAUCGAUAUUCCGUUCCUGUAGAGUAUCUGUCGGGGUCAGCGAUGUGUGACUCUACUCAUUCUAGUUCACAUUUGAAAGCGGGCAGGUCUUGCUCAUGGGGACAUGAAACUGUUGAUUAUCGGCGACAGGGAGCAUCUGGUAGCCAAGUUGGAGAGCAGAGAGGAAGAAAAUUUGUGAAACGUUUAGUAGAUAUUAGGGAACUGAAUGAACAAGCCAAAGUAAUUGAUGACCUCAAAAAACUAGGUGCAAGUGAAGGAACCAUAAACCAAGAAAUUCAGCGCUAUCAACAAUUAGAGUCAGUAGCUGUGAAUGACAUUCGCCGAGACGUCCGUAAAAAACUACGUAGGUCCAGCAUGAGGGCUGCUUCUCUGAAGGACAAAUGGGGCCUAGGUUACAAACCCAGCUAUAACCGAUCUAAAACAAUUUCAGCAUCUGGAAGACCACCUCUAAAAAGAAUGGACAGGGCAAGCUCUCGACUAGGAGACAGUGAAGAGCUCCCAGAAAUCCGUGUAGAUGCAGCAUCUCCUGGACCCAGAGUAACCUUCAACAUACAGGACCCUUUGAAUAAAACAGUUUUGGGGAUUACACAACAAUCCAGCUGUCCAGGGGAAGGGUAUUUUCAGUUUCCAGAGGAGACAGAACUGGACCUUUUGUCAGUAACUAUUGAUGGUCCAUCCCAUUACUCAUCCACUAGUGAAGGAUCAUGCUCAGUAUUCAGUUCACCCAAAACUCCAGUAGUCUUCUCACCAAGCAUUCCCUUCCAGCCCGAAGAGGGACGGCGGGAUGACAGUUUAUCUUCAACCAGUGAAGACUCUGAGAAGGAAGAAGACCAUGACAGAGAGAAGGCUUAUUUUUACAGAAAACCACAGAAUACCACUCGCAAGAAAGCAACAGGCUUUGCUGCAGUUCACCAACUGUUUACUGACCGCUGGCCAACAACUCCUGGCAACAGAAAUGUGACUGGCACAACCACAGAGAGAAAUAUUGACUUUGAACUUGAUAUCAGAGUUGAAAUUGAUUGUGGAAAAUGUGUGCUGCAUCCAACAACGCUUCAGCAAGAGCAUGAUGAAAUCAGCUUAAGAAGGAGUUAUGAUCGGAGUUCCAGAAGUUUAGAUCAAGAGUCUCCUUCAAAAAAGAAGAAAUUUCAAACUAACUAUGCAUCUACUACUCACUUACUUGCUGGCAAGAAAGUGCCGUCAUCUCUACAGACAAAGCCUAGUGACCUGGAAACUACAGUAUUUUACAUUCCUGGUGUAGAUGUAAAGUUACACUACAACUCUAAGACUUUGAAGACUGAAUCGCCAAAUGCCUCCCGGGGAUCCUCUUUGCCAAGAACCCUUUCCAAAGAGUCCAAGUUGUAUGGUAUGAAAGAUACUGCCACAUCUCCUUUAUCUAAUACUACCCACAGCAAGACUAAUACCUUACUUCUGCCCCAACCCCCACCCAUCCCAUCAGCCAAAGGGAAAGGAAGUGGUGGAAUAAAAACUGCAAAAUUGUAUGCCUGGGUUGCACUUCAGUCAUUGCCUGAGGAAAUGGUCAUUAGCCCCUGCCUAUUGGACUUCCUAGAGAAGGCUCUGGAAACUAUUCCUAUUACACCAAUAGAGAGGAAUUACGCAGCUGUCAGUUCUCAAGAUGAAGACAUGGGACAGUUUGAAAUACAAGAUGCCUUGGAGGAGUCCACAGCCUCACUAGUGUCAUCGUCAACGUCAGCAUACUCAUCCUUCCCUGUGGAUGUGGUGGUUUAUGUACGAGUUCAGCCUUCACAGAUCAAGUUCAGCUGCUUACCUGUAUCAAGAGUAGAAUGUAUGCUGAAGCUGCCCUCUCUAGACCUAGUGUUCUCUUCAAACCGAGGGGAAUUGGAGACCUUAGGCACAACUUGCCCCACAGAAAACUUGGCAGUUGGUGGUAAUACUUCACAAACUGGAUCAAAGAACUCCGUUAAUAAAACUGGGAUACCAGGUUCAUCUGGACUAGGCAGCCCUCUUGGCAGAACCCGACAUAGCAGUAGCCAGUCAGAUUUGACUAGCUCUAGCAGCAACUCAUCAGGCCUGAGUUUCACAGCCUGCAUGUCUGAUUUCUCCCUUUAUGUAUUUCAUCCAUAUGGAGCAGGAAAACAAAAAUCUGCGGUUACUGGUCUAACUCCUGGAUCAGGAGCACUAGGUAAUGUAGAUGAGGAGCCCACUUCAGUCACUGGUCGGAAAGAUUCUCUGAGUAUUAACCUUGAGUUUGUGAAAGUAAGUCUGUCAAGAAUAAGACGUUCAGGAGGUGCUUCAUUUUUUGAGAGCCAGUCUGCAAGCAAAGCUGCAAGCAAGAUGGAUACUACAUUAAUAAAUAUAUCUGCUGUCUGUGAUAUAGGAUCUGCUUCUUUUAAAUAUGACAUGCGACGACUCAGUGAGAUUCUGGCCUUCCCAAGAGCCUGGUAUAGGAGAAGUAUUGCCAGACGCCUUUUUCUAGGUGAUCAAACAAUAAAUCUACCAGCAUCAGGUCCUGGAACACCAGAUUCCAUUGACGGGGUAAGCCAGCAUCUUUCUCCUGAAUCGUCACGUAAAGCAUACUGUAGGACUUGGGAACAGCCCUGCCAGUCUGCUUCAUUUACACACAUGGCACAGUCACCCAAUGUUUUUAAUGAGCACAAUACAAACACCAGUAUGUCACCUGGGACAGCAAAUCAUAAUUUAAAAUCUCCAGCUGUUGCACGAUCCAGGAGUGUAUCCGAUUCUUCAGUUCCCCACAGAGAUACGCUCUCGAAAACAUCAACACCAUUUAAUAAAUCAAAUAAAGCUGGAAGUCAGCAGGGGACACCAUGGGAAACUCUGGUUGUGUUUGCUAUGAAUUUGAAACAAUUAAAUGUCCAAAUGAAUAUGAGCAAUGUAAUGGGCAAUACUACGUGGACUACCAGUGGUUUGAAAAGCCAAGGACGUUUAUCUGUGGGUAGUAACAGAGACCGUGAAAUUAGCAUGUCUGUUGGUCUGGGAAGAUCACAGUUGGAUUCCAGAGGAGGUGUGGUUGGAGGUACCAUAGAUGUUAAUACCUUGGAGAUGGUGGCUCAUAUUUCUGAACAUCCAAACCAGCAACCUAGUCACAAAAUUCAGAUUACUAUGGGUUCUACAGAAGCACGUGUUGACUAUAUGGGGUCCAGUAUCCUUAUGGGAAUCUUCAGUAAUGCAGAUCUUAAACUGCAGGAUGAAUGGAAAGUUAAUCUAUAUAAUACCUUGGAUUCAAGUAUUUCUGAUAAAAGUGAGAUAUUUGUCCAUGGAGACUUGAAGUGGGAUAUCUUUCAAGUGAUGAUUUCAAGAUCAACCACCCCAGACCUGAUAAAAAUAGGAAUGAAGCUUCAGGAGUUCUUUACUCAGCAGUUUGAUACCAGCAAACGGGCUCUGUCUACCUGGGGACCUGUUCCUUAUCUUCCUCCUAAGAUAGUGGCUAAUAUAGAGAAAAGCUCACACGAGCAAUUGCUGGAUGCAGCCCAUCAUCGCCACUGGCCAGGAGUUUUGAAGGUAGUAUCUGGGGGCCACAUAUCCUUAUUUCAGGUUCCUUUACCAGAAGACGGAAUGCAGUUUGGAGGAUCCAUGAGCUUGCAUGGAAAUCACAUGACACUGGCAUGCUUCCAUGGACCUAAUUUCCGUUCAAAAUCUUGGGCACUGUUUCACCUUGAAGAACCCAACAUUGCAUUUUGGACAGAAGCACAAAAAUUUUGGGAAGAUGGUUCUAGUGAGCAUUCUACUUAUGUUGUACAAACACUGGACUUUCAUUUGGGUCAUAAUACAAUGGUCACCAAACCCUGUGGAGCCCUAGAAAGUCCUAUGGCAACAAUCACCAAGAUAACAAGGCGCCGCCAUGAAAACCCACCACAUGGGGUUGCAAGUGUGAAAGAAUGGUUCAAUUAUGUUACUGCUACAAGGAAUGAAGAACUAAACCUGCUUCGAAACGUUGAUGCUAACAACACAGAAAGCAGCACAACAGUGAAAAGCUCAAGCUUGUUAAGUGGAUUCAGAGGAGGAUCCAGUUACAACCACGAGACUGAAACCAUCUUCGCAUUACCAAGGAUGCAAUUGGAUUUUAAAUCCAUUCAUGUUCAAGAGCCACAGGAACCUUCAUUACAAGACACCAGUGUUAAACCAACGGUGGAGUGCAGUGUAGUAACUGAAUUCACAGACCACAUUUGUGUGACGAUGGAUGCUGAAUUAAUCAUGUUUCUGCAUGACUUGGUGUCUGCUUAUCUUAAAGAAAAAGAAAAAGCCAUCUUUCCACCUCGUAUUUUGUCUACUCGACCAGGACAGAAAAGUCCAGUUAGCUUGCUUGAUGAGAGUUCCUCUGAGAGAGAUGCAGAAGAAAGCAUUACUUACACUACUGUAGACUGGAGAGAAUUUAUGUGCAAUACUUGGCAUCUGGAACCCACACUUAGAUUAAUCUCUUGGACUGGAAGAAAGAUUGACCCAGUGGGUGUUGAUUACAUUCUUCAAAAAUUGGGCUUUCAUCAUGCCAGGACUACUAUUCCUAAGUGGCUUCAACGGGGGGUAAUGGACCCACUGGACAAAGUUCUGUCAGUCCUUAUCAAAAAACUUGGUACUGCUCUACAGGAUGAAAAAGAAAAGAAAGGAAAGGACAAGGAAGAACACUGAAGAUAUUUGUGACAAAACUAUAAUUUUAUUUCCAUUCUGUCUGAGACUGAUAUUUUAUUGUAUAAUAAGAAUUUAUUUUAAGUAUGAUUUAAAGAGAAACCUAACAGCUUUUUUGCUACUAUAUUUAAAACUUACAUUGUAAGUGACUGUUUACAGUGGUAUACAAUACCAUUCUGUAUGUGGUAAAGUAUUGCAUGAUUAUGACCAAUGUAUAUUCUGUGAAAGAAUAGGUGAAAUACUGUAAAUCUGCUGUUUAGCAUUAACAGUUUUAUUAUGUGCAAUAUGAUUCCUGCAUCUUUAAAAUAUGUGCAGAUUAACUGUGAAUUUUCAUAACUUUUAUUGGCCAUAACACACAAACCCUUGUUAAUGUGAUUCUGUUAAUGGCUUUUUUUGUCAAUGUAGACUUGUGUAAAUUCCUGUAUGUAUAUAAUUUAUGGAACUGAUUGUC
Emys orbicularis (European pond turtle) is the source of this 15893-nucleotide messenger RNA. It is a transcript of the gene BLTP1, whose product is annotated as bridge-like lipid transfer protein family member 1. NCBI's taxonomy places the organism in Eukaryota, Metazoa, Chordata, Testudines, Emydidae. The transcript is spliced from 89 exons. The record is from RefSeq and is a predicted model, not a curated record. Bases 179 to 15445 code for a protein of 5088 amino acids. Gene Ontology annotation, biological process: synaptic vesicle endocytosis.